CGCCGCCUCUCGGGUAUAAAAGAGAUCCGCCUUCUCCUUGGCGCCAUAUUGAGCUGCACGCGCCAGAGCAAGUCGGACUAAAUAAUCGACAUCAUGAGUGACGAAGGAAAGCUUUUUAUUGGAGGCCUAAGCUUCGACACCACGGAGCAGUCCCUAGAGGAUGCCUUCUCCAAAUACGGAGUCAUUACCAACGUUCACGUUGCCAGAAACAGAGAAACAAACCGGUCGAGGGGCUUCGGCUUUGUCACGUUUGAGAACCCAGAGGAUGCGAAAGACGCCAUGGAGGGAAUGAAUGGAAAAUCCGUUGAUGGCAGAGCGAUCCGUGUGGAUGAGGCCGGAAAGGGAGGUGGUGGACGUUCAGGUGGCAGCGGAGGUGGUGGAGGAUACAGAGGCGGCAGCGGAGGAGGCAGAGGAGGUGGAUACUUCCGUGGAGGUAGAGGAAGAGGUGGUGGUGGCUAUGGCGGUGGUGAUCGCAGCUAUGGUGGUGGUGAUCGCAGCUAUGGCGGUGGAGGGGAUCGGGGGUAUGGUGGAGGAGAUCGAGGCUAUAGUGGGGGAUACAAGAGUGGUGGUGGCGGCGGUGGUGGAGGAGGAUACAAUAGAGACAGGAGUUCCAGCUAUGGAGAUCGCAGCAGCUCUUACAGAGACUACUCUGAUGGAUAUCCUGCACACGAAUAAGGCCCAAGACCCAACUCUUCACUGGCUGUGUAUUCUAAAGACGUGCUCCUCAAGGAUCUGUUUGUUCAUGUAGUAGCUUUCUUUGUUUAAAAAUAUUGCAUCCAGGGAAAAUGUGGGGCAGGAACGUAUUCUUAUUGGCUGUGAAAUGUUUCUCUGCUACCCCACUUACACUUUUGGUUUGGUAGAAUUUUUUUUUUUUAUAUAUAUACAUACUUUUCUGAAUAAUGAGCCUCAUGUGAAAUGCUAUUCUUCUCGGCCUGUUUUGAGCAGCUUCCACAGUAUUGAUGUUUUCAAGUUGCAAAUUUUCCGUUUUAAUGGAGGUCCUCAUUUUUAUAUUUUGGGUUGCCCUGUUUUAGCGAACAUCUACCUCUUAAAGGACCUUUUAAGCGGCUGUAGAAUUUUCAUAAAGGCUAGAAAUUGUAGCAAUAGACUAAAGUCGCAAAAUUUAAGCAAUCAUUCCAUUUAAAAAUGACGUUAAUUUGAUUAAGUAAGAAGCCUUUGUCCAUUGUCAAGUAUCCAAAGAGUCAAUUCCUUGCAGACUGGUGAACACUGAGUGAGCUGGCCAACAUUGGUGCUGUUCUUGAAGUGCAGCUUGCAGUUUGCCACGUUCACCCUCACUCUUCCAGAGGUAUCUCUGCCCUGCUUGACUUCUGCAUAUAUUUUUUUUUUAACAUGUGCUGUAAAGAUGGACCGACACUUCUGAACUGUAUAGUAAUCUAUAUGGAAGAUAAAUUAAUGUUGAGAACUGUUACUAUUACUGCCCCAAAUCAAAGGGGAUAAUGUGCUCUGUUCUUUGUAUUGGCAUUGGAUCUAUUAUUUUCUGUCCUUGGCUUCAUGGAGCCUAUUAAAUGAAACCGUUUGAAACA
Molecule: messenger RNA, 1541 nt
Organism: Silurus meridionalis
Lineage: Eukaryota; Metazoa; Chordata; Actinopteri; Siluriformes; Siluridae
Gene: cirbpa
Product: cold inducible RNA binding protein a
Exons: 7
Coding region: 94-675 (193 amino acids)
Biological process (GO): positive regulation of mRNA splicing, via spliceosome
Cellular component (GO): spliceosomal complex
Molecular function (GO): RNA binding
Source: RefSeq, a predicted model, not a curated record